Molecule: messenger RNA, 1752 nt
Organism: Lodderomyces pseudojiufengensis
Lineage: Eukaryota; Fungi; Ascomycota; Pichiomycetes; Serinales; Debaryomycetaceae
Exons: 1
Coding region: 1-1752 (583 amino acids)
Source: RefSeq, a predicted model, not a curated record
AUGAACUUACUACGACGUGCAAAAGCAAUCAAGGAUAUUUCAUUAUUAGAAAAACCUAUAAAUGCGUUCAUAAACAGAAUAGAUCAAGAACAGUCCAAAAACUCAGGAGCAUUAUUACGAUGCAUAGAUUUAUUAAUUGAUCAAAAUCAAUCAAAAAUAAUUAAAAAGUACAAGAUACCUGAUAUAGAUGAUCCAUUUGAUUUAAAACAAGAAAUAUGGGAUAAUUUAAAAACUAGAAAGACAGAUUUAGAUCCAAAAUUGAUACGACGAUUGAAACAUGAACCACCUUUAAACAAUAUAAAAUUCACAAAAGAAUAUCAUAAUUUCAUAAAGGAAUUAUAUCCAUUAGAUAAUCAACCUUUCAAAACUCAAAUUAAAUUUUUCAAUCUUGAAAAUAAUCAUAAGAAAUAUGAUAAAAUCAAUCAUGAAAAAUUAUACAAGAAAUAUUUAGAAUUACCAAAACCUGCACCACAAUAUUUACCACCAUUAAUUUUGAAAGAUUUUAGUUCAAAAUUUAUAUUAAAUAAUCAAAAAUUUGCAAAUAGAAAUGUUAUAGAAGGUCACCUCAUAAAAGAAAAUAAAUCAGCAAUUAGAAGAUCAAUGAGAAAUGAAAUUUAUAGAAGAAAAGAAUAUCAUGAUAUUUGUUUAAAAAUUUUAAAUGAUGUUAAAAAAGCAGGAUUUGAAAUUACUGAACAAGAACAAAUUAGAAUGAUUUAUUUAUCAUUUUUCAAAGAUAGAGAUGAUGUUGCAAAACAUUUAAACGAUUUAAACUUGUAUAAUUCAUUCACUUUUAAGGAUUAUCAACUGAUUUUGGAAACAUUUGGCAAAAGAAAUGAUUUGUUGGGUGUAUUACUAUUUUUAGCAAUUAGACAUGAUAAAUUUGAUAUCAUUUCUGAUAUACUUCCCCAAGUAGGAUUAGGACAUAUAAUUGAUUUAGAAGACACUGACAAUUUCAAACUAAUCGAUAUAUCAUUAACUAAUUUACUUGAAUAUUUCACUACUCAUAUUGACAGACCAGAUCAUUUUAAAUAUCUUUCAAGGACGAUCAAUUGUAUAACGAAAUUACCAGUGAUUACAAAUGAGAUAAUUGAUCAAAUUAUAAAAUUAUUAACUAAUUUUGGAUUGAUUAAACAUGCUGAAAUUUUAUUUGAAACAGCAUAUUUCAAAUAUACAGGUGAGCAAUCAACAAUUAUCUCAGAAUGGCUAUAUAUAUAUACACAAUUGAAAAAAAUCACAAAUGAUUCUUCCAUAUUUUUCAAAUUAUCAGCUACUCAUUCAUCUUUUUUACAUUUAAUUACAGCUUAUUGUGAAAGUCAAUCAUUUGAUAAAGUAGAACAGUUAAAGUAUAUAAUAGAUAAUUUAUCAACUCAACGAAUGAGUACUAGAUUGUAUUUGGAAAUUUUCAAAGGUUUGAAACAAAGAGAUGAUUGGGGAAUUGAGGAAUUAAAAAUUUCGAUAAAGAUGUUGAUAGAUGAUCUUGUUCCUAAGGAUGAGCUGGAAAUGAUUUCUGAAAACAUAAAGUCAGGUUUGAGAGUAAGUAAUUUAUUAAUUGAAUUAAUAUUCACAAUUUGUGCUGAUAAAUUACAUACACAAGGUAUUUCAGUUCAAGAUAAAAUAAAUAAUUUAAAACAAUUAAAUUUGAAAUGGUCAGAUUUAACAAGGGAUAAAAAAACAGGAGCUUUUGAAGCUGAUAGAAAUGCUUAUAUUAAUAAUGCAUUUUUGAAUGAAAUUUAUACGAUAAUGUUACGAUAG